UAAGGUGGAGUUGGUUCUCUUGAUUCUAGAAUCAAUCAAUCAAAGCCAUUUUUCCUCCUUUAAUUGGGCUCUAGUGCUUGGAAAUCACAAGUGCCGGACCCUUAUAUAAACGCGCAGGCAGAGACAACCUUAAACCCGUCCAAGCACACGCCAUGGAAGACAACACGGAACCUUUAACAGGAGGGAAUAUAAAAUUCACGAGAAGUGCCUCCCACGCCUACGAUGAAUUGAAGAGCUUCAGAUCCUACCUUCGAUGGAUGUGCUUGGACCAAUCCAACAAAUGGUCGAUUUGCCUGUCUUGGUUCAUUUUCAUUCUUUUUACCCUUGUCGUCCCUGUAAUUUCCCAUUUCGUUCUUGCCUGUGCCACCUGCGAUAGCAAUCACUCGAGGCCUUAUGAUAGGGUCGUGCAAUUGUCCUUGAGUAGCUUCGCCACUUUGUCUUUCGUUUGUUUGUCGAAAUUUGUUAGGAAGUAUGGGCUGAGGAGGUUCUUGUUCUUCGACAAGCUCUGCGAUGAGAGCGAGACGGUGAGAAAAGGGUACACGAAACAGCUCAAUAGGUCAUUGAAAAUUCUGUCGAUCUUCGUUGUCCCAUGUUUCAUAGCAGAAUGUGCAUACAAGAUAUGGUGGUAUGCCUCUGGUGCCUCUCAGAUCCCAUUCCUGGGCAAUAUCAUCCUAAGCGACACCGUUGCUUGCAUAAUGGAGCUCUGCUCUUGGCUUUACCGUACCACUGUAAUAUUCUUAGUGUGCGUCCUCUUCCAUCUCUUAUGCCACCUCCAGAUCCUACGCCUUCAGGACUUCGCCCAGGUUUUCCAAGUUGACUCUGAUGUGGAAUCUGUGUUAUCGGAGCACCUUAGAAUCAGGAGGCAUUUGAGGAUCAUCAGCCAUAGAUAUCGAGCGUUCGUUUUGUGCGCCCUCAUUUUGGUCACGGGUAGCCAGUUUGCUUCCUUGCUCAUUACCACCAAAUCUGGUGCUACUGUUGAUAUUUACAGAGCUGGGGAACUCGCGCUAUGCUCUAUAACCCUUGUCACUGGAAUCCUGAUAAUAUUACGGAGUGCUACAAAAAUCACACACAAGGCUCAAGCUGUUACUUGCUUGGCUUCCAAGUGGCAUAUUUGUGCUACACUAGACUCAUUUUAUGCAACGGACGGUGAGACCCCCACGACUCCAUUGACGAUCCGCCCCACUAUCGAUGCAGGAUCAGAAGAUGAUGAUGCCGACGACGAAGAAGAUGAGUUAGAUAACACUAAGUGGAUUCCUGCAUAUGCACACAGUACCAUCUCGUUCCAGAAGAGACAAGCUCUAGUGACAUAUUUUGAGAACAAUAGAGCUGGGAUUACAGUAUACGGCUUCACGCUGGAUCGGAGUACACUGCACUCCAUUUUUGGCGUAGAGUUAGCUCUAGUCCUAUGGUUGCUGGGGAAGACAGUUGGCAUUUCUUGAGCAAUUGGGUUGAAGACGAAGGUUUAAUUAUCCGGCGAUCCUCCAUUCAUUUGGAAGGAACAUUUGGCUUUUGAGAUGGAGUGCGAGAGAGAUUGUAUCAUUGCAUAUGAGUUUCUGUUAUUCUCAUGGUGUGUUGUAUUUAAAAGCUUAUAGAGCAGGAGAUUACGAUAUUUAUGAUAUUUAAAAUGGAAUAAAUUAAUUUAAAUGACACCAAAA
Molecule: messenger RNA, 1655 nt
Organism: Manihot esculenta (cassava)
Lineage: Eukaryota; Viridiplantae; Streptophyta; Magnoliopsida; Malpighiales; Euphorbiaceae
Exons: 4
Coding region: 153-1439 (428 amino acids)
Source: RefSeq, a predicted model, not a curated record